AUAUAUUUUUCUUCUUAUGGAACUCCGUGCGAAGAAAUGAAAAAAAUUCACACACACAUGAUGAUAAUGCAACGUUAAUCUCGCCCUUUGGAUGUGACGUGUCCUUCGUUUCUCUCUGCGUUACACCAAACCGCACUCACUCGGUCAGGGACUCCUCUCUCUCUCUCUCUCUCCCUCAUUUCAGUUGUAGAAAAUCAAGGAGUUCGCUGCAUCUUUCGUCAAAAACCUGUUGGUUCGUAACUGACGGACCAAUCAAAUCCAUACGCGUUAUCCUAAAUGAAGACCGUCACCGCCACCAAGCCUAUUAAUCCGCUCGUCACCAAGAGGGAUACUUAUGGGUUUGCAGUGAGACCGCAGCAUGUACAAAGAUAUAGAGAGUAUGCAAAUAUUUACAAGGAGGAAGAGGAGGAAAGAUCAGACAGGUGGAAGAGCUUCUUGGAGCGGCAAGCAGAGUUGGCUCAGUUGCCUGUUAAUGGGUUAUCUUUUGAGGAAGACAACAAAAAAUUGCAUACUGAAGCUGAGGGGGAAGUGGCUUGUGAUAAUCAAGAGAAGGUUGUUGAAGUAGAUGAUGCAAGUGUCAAGAAGCCUGAUUCUGAGUGCUCCCCUGAAAAUGGUGAAGCAAAGGAAGAGAUACAGUCCACAUCAAGGGAAAAGCCUCAUAGGAUCCUAACAUGGACUGAGAUUAGACCAUCACUUCGUGGCAUUGAAGAAAUGAUGUGUAUGCGUGUAAAAAAGAAAGGAAAUUUAUCUAAAAACAAAGAGACUGGAAGAGGGAAGCCUUCAACUCCUAUUGAUGAGGUUAAAUCCUUGAAAGUAGCUUCAGAGGAGGACUCUGAUGAUGAGUUUUAUGAUGUGGAAAAGUCAGAUCCGGCUCAGGAUGGCCCAUCAAGUGAUAGUGUGACUGCCCCUGCCGCUGGUUCUAAUGCUGCUGAUGCAGCCCCUCUAGAAUCUGUAUUUCCUUGGAAAGAAGAGUUGGAGGUCCUUGUUCGUGGGGGAGUGCCAAUGGCUCUACGAGGAGAGCUUUGGCAAGCAUUUGUGGGUGUGAGGGCACGCCGAGUGGAGAAGUAUUACCAGGAUUUGCUUGCUUCCGAAACUAAGUCUGGCAAUAACACAGAAGAAAAUAGUUCUCUGUCUGACAGUGAUAGCAAGAGUUUAACUACAGAUUCUGUCUGUAUGCCCGAGAAAUGGAAAGGGCAGAUUGAGAAGGAUUUGCCUCGAACAUUCCCAGGGCAUCCUGCUCUGGAUGAUGAUGGUAGAAAUGCUUUGAGGCGGUUACUUACAGCAUAUGCUCGACACAACCCUUCUGUUGGGUACUGUCAGGCCAUGAAUUUCUUUGCUGCACUGUUACUUCUGAUGAUGCCUGAAGAAAAUGCCUUCUGGGCAUUAAUGGGCAUUAUUGACGACUAUUUUGAUGGAUAUUACUCUGAGGAAAUGAUAGAGUCUCAGGUUGACCAACUUGUUUUUGAGGAGUUGGUGCGCGAGAGAUUUCCUAAAUUGGUCAAUCAUCUGGAUUACCUGGGAGUGCAGGUAGCAUGGGUUAGUGGACCGUGGUUCCUUUCCAUUUUCAUGAACAUGCUUCCAUGGGAAAGUGUUCUUCGGGUCUGGGAUGUGCUGCUUUUUGAAGGAAACCGUGUCAUGCUUCUUAGAACAGCACUUGCUUUGAUGGAAUUAUAUGGCCCUGCAUUAGUUACAACUAAGGAUGCUGGAGAUGCAGUUACUUUGCUUCAGUCGCUGGCUGGCUCAACCUUUGAUAGCAGUCAACUUGUAUUGACAGCUUGCAUGGGUUUCCAAAAUGUAAAUGAAAGCAGAUUAGUGGAGUUGAGAAACAAGCAUCGGCCAGAUGUAAUAGCUGCCAUUGAGGAAAGAUCAAAGGGGCUUCAAGCUUGGAGGGAUUCUCAGGGUCUAUCAUCUAAGCUAUUUAAUUUUCAGCAGGAUCCCAAGACAAUGUUAAUAGAAACAAAUAAAGGAGCACGAACAGAUGAUACACAGACAAAUGGUAAUCUAUCUCGUUCAGAGUCUGGAUCCACAAAUGCAGAUGAAGUUCUUAUUAGCCUUACAGCAGAUGUGGAGAUAGAUUCUGCUCCAGAUCUUCGAGAUCAGGUGGUGUGGUUAAAAGUUGAAUUAUGCAAAUUACUGGAGGAAAAAAGAUCUGCUUUGCUCAGAGCUGAAGAGCUGGAGACAGCUUUGAUGGAGAUGGUCAAGCAGGACAAUCGGCGGCAAUUGAGUGCUAAGGUUGAGCAAUUAGAGCAAGAGGUUUCUGAGCUUAGGAGGGCCUUCGCUGAAAAGCAGGAGCAAGAAAGUGCCAUGCUCCAGGUGUUAAUGCGGGUUGAGCAAGAACAAAGGGUAACAGAAGACGCUCGCAGAUUUGCUGAGCAAGAGGCUGCAGCUCAGAGACAUGCUACUCAAGUGCUUCAGGAAAAGUAUGAAGAGGCCAUGGCUUCGCUUGCAGAAAUGGAAAAAAGAGUGGUUAUGGCAGAAUCUAUGUUGGAGGCUACCUUGCAGUACCAAUCCGGCAAACUGAAGGCACAGCCAUCUCCAAGAUCUCCCCAGCCAGAUUCAAAAGCUCAUCAAGAACCCAUGCCAGAACUGCCUGGAAGGAAGAUUAGUUUAUUAGCUCGACCUUUUGGACUUGGCUGGCGAGACCGGAACAAGCAACAGGAAAAACCUAUUAGCACAGAUACGCCAACAGAUGCCAAGUCUGCUGAUAUAAAGUUGUCAGACAAGGGGCAAAGCCAAAGCAGCCCGCAGAAAGAAACAAAUGGAAACAGUGAUGAAGUACAAGAGUGAAGAAAUGCAGGUGAGCUUUGAAAGAAACGUUAGCAGUUUGAUACUUUGUGUGUAAGUUUGGACCCAUUUGAGCUUGAAUGUGAACCAAGGAAAUAAUUAGAGUUUUGCGGCAAAAUAAAUUCUAGGAGAUAGGAUUCUUCUUGAUUGGAUGGAUGGUUUAUUCAGACACCUGGUGCUGGCAGUUCCUAUCGAUUUCUCAGGAUUGAAAUCUGUUAAAUUCUCUCAGUUAUCUGACUGUCACUGUUCCCUUCUGGUUCUGAGGGUGGAAGAGCUUGUGGGGGAGCUCUGGACUGGUAACUGGGUUUUGGGAUCAUACAUUUGAGAAGCAAGACUAGAAAGGGCAGUGGCUACAUCAGCUGGGGCCGCAUAUUAGGCUCUAAAUAAACACACAUUGCGGCAACAGCAAGAGCUUGGUGUAAAUCUCUCAGUGGAUAGUGGCCUUGGAGCAUUGGGUCAGCCAUCUGUGAGAAUUUCCUUCUAUCUUCAAACAAAGGCCGUGUCUGCAACAUCAGAAAAGCAUUUUCAGAAGAUUAGCAUAUUGAACUACCCUUCUGAAAAAUUCAAAAUUCGUUUAACUUGUGGCUACACUGAUAAUGUUCAGAGAGAUUACAUUUGUGGCUAACCACCAGAGUCUUUGGCUAACUUUUAUAUUGCUCCCAACUAGUUUGUGCAGGGAUGGUUUAACCUCUUUUCAAUGCAUCCCCACGGUUAUACUGUGCA
Molecule: messenger RNA, 3507 nt
Organism: Mangifera indica (mango)
Lineage: Eukaryota; Viridiplantae; Streptophyta; Magnoliopsida; Sapindales; Anacardiaceae
Product: TBC1 domain family member 9B-like
Exons: 19
Coding region: 277-2787 (836 amino acids)
Source: RefSeq, a predicted model, not a curated record